ACAGCAGCGUCCCCGUGUCCCGUCCCCCCCAGCCCUGUCCCCCCCGGGGCCGGGCUGCGCUCUGCCCGCGCUGGCGGCGCAGUUAAACAGCCGCGGGGAGCCCGCAGCGUGGGGCUUCUGCCACAGCCCCGCUGCCGGCCGUGCCAGGAGCGAUAGCCGGCUCCAGAGUGAGAGCCAGGAGCGCACCCAAUGAAUAAAUGGUAGGGGAAAGGCUCAGCCGGCCCCUGCGCGCAGCGCCGAGCGCCGGGGGAGGCGGUCUGCGAACGCCAGCCAGCUCCCACUCCCUGUCUUUGCAACUCUAGGUCGCCUCCUAAUUUAAAGCUUUGCACCAAUCCCCUUUGCCCGGAGAGGAGAGGAAAUCUAGAAAGAUGCCAAGCAGCGAGAAGGGACCCCAAUUCACGGCGCCGGUCCCAGGCGCUGCCGGGCUGAGCAGAGCCAAAGUUGGCCAGAGGAACGGGAAGCGGGUUCUCCAGAGGAGAGGGGAAAGGAAGGGGAUCAUCGCUUGGUGAUCACCACCUCUCCGUCCCGUUGUCCCCCUCUUCUCCUUCCCUCACAGCUUACCUCUGACCACUUAGGAGGCCUUGAUGAGUUUCCAUCGGGAUCCGAUCCAAGGUGGGGGGGAGGAAGGGUGAUUGUUCCCGGAGGAAGCGGCUCCCACAAGUUUGGGGGUGAGACUCCCCGGUGGAUGUUUAAGGAGCGCAUCGGGAGGCCCGCGAUGCCCGGGGGCAGCUGGAGACCCUCAGCAGGACCUGUCCUCAUUGCACGAGGCCCAGCAGAAAGGCUUGUUGGCUUGUUCUUCACUGGCUUGUGGGACAGCACUUCAUAUCUGGCAAUGGAUCAGAAGGACUGAAGAGCAUUUUUGCUCCCACCAAUGUUUCUCAGAGCUGCUAAAACAGGACCAAUGAAGAUGCUCACCAGACUCCAAGUCCUUGCGCUAGCUUUAUUCUCCAAAGGAGUUUUCCUUUCCCUAAGUGACCACAGCUUUGUCAGAAAGGAAAUUAAGAUAGAAGGAGACCUGGUCUUAGGAGGCUUAUUCCCAAUCAAGGAAAAAGGCACUGGGAUAGAAGAAUGUGGGAGAAUCAAUGAGGACCGAGGCAUCCAGCGCCUGGAGGCCAUGCUGUUUGCCAUCGAUGAGAUCAACAGGGACAACUACUUGCUGCCGGGAAUUAAGCUUGGAGUUCACAUCUUGGACACGUGUUCCAGGGAUACGUAUGCCUUAGAACAGUCUUUGGAGUUUGUCAGGGCAUCUUUGACUAAAGUGGAUGAGACAGAGUACAUGUGCCCUGACGGCUCGUAUGCCAUCCAGGAGAACCUGCCGCUGCUCAUUGCAGGGGUCAUCGGCGGCUCCUACAGCAGUGUCUCCAUACAGGUGGCAAAUCUGCUCAGACUCUUCCAGAUCCCCCAGAUCAGCUACGCCUCCACCAGCGCCAAGCUGAGCGACAAGUCCCGCUACGACUACUUCGCGCGGACGGUGCCGCCGGACUUCUACCAGGCCAAAGCCAUGGCCGAGAUCCUGCGCUUCUUCAACUGGACCUACGUCUCCACGGUGGCUUCCGAGGGAGACUACGGCGAGACGGGCAUCGAGGCCUUCGAGCAGGAGGCUCGCCUGCGCAACAUCUGCAUCGCCACCUCGGAGAAGGUGGGGCGCUCCAACAUCAGGAAGUCCUACGACGGCGUGAUCCGGGAGCUGCUGCAGAAGCCCAGCGCCAGGGUGGUGGUGCUGUUCAUGCGGGGCGACGACUCGCGCGAGCUGAUCGCCGCCGCCAACCGCUUCAACGUGUCCUUCACCUGGAUCGCCAGCGACGGCUGGGGCGCGCAGGAGAGCAUCGUCAAGGGCAACGAGCACGUGGCCGCCGGGGCCAUCACCCUGGAGCUCGCCUCCCACCCCGUCAAGGAGUUCGACAGGUACUUCCAGAGCCUCAGCCCCUACAGCAACAGGCGCAACCCCUGGUUCAAGGACUUCUGGGAGCAGAAAUUCCAGUGCAGCCUGCAGAACAGGAAACCGCACAGGAAGGCUUGCGAGAAGCACUUCACCAUCAACAGCUCCAACUACGAGCAAGAGUCCAAGAUCAUGUUUGUUGUGAAUGCUGUCUAUGCCAUGGCUCAUGCCUUGCAUAAAAUGCAGAGGACUCUCUGCCCAACCACCAAGCUCUGUGAUGCCAUGAAGCAUCUGGAUGGCAGGAAGCUGUACAAAGAUUAUCUCCUGAAAGUAAACUUUACAGCUCCUUUCAACCCUCCCAAUGAUGCAGACAGUAUGGUCAAAUUUGACGCCUAUGGAGAUGGGAUAGGACGAUACAACGUGUUCAAUUUCCAGUUCACUGGAGACAGAUACUCCUAUGUGAAGGUUGGUCAGUGGGCAGAAACUCUGUCACUGGAGGUAGACUCUAUCCACUGGUCCAGGAGCUCUGUCCCUGUCUCCCAGUGCAGCGACCCCUGUGCUCCUAAUGAGAUGAAGAAUAUGCAACCAGGAGAUGUCUGCUGUUGGAUUUGCAUUCCCUGUGAAACCUAUGAGUACCUGGCUGAUGAAUUCACUUGUGCAGACUGCGGGCCUGGGAAAUGGCCCACAGCUGACCUGACUGGCUGCUAUGACCUACCAGAAGACUACAUCAAGUGGGAAGAUGCUUGGGCAAUAGGUCCUGUUACCAUCGCAUGCCUGGGCUUCAUUUGUACUUUCAUGGUCAUUGGAGUGUUCAUCAAGCACAACAACACGCCCCUGGUCAAAGCCUCUGGCCGUGAACUGUGCUACAUAUUGCUCUUUGGGGUCUUCCUGUCCUACAGCAUGACUUUCUUCUUCAUAGCCAAGCCUUCUCCAGCCAUCUGCACCCUGCGCCGUUUGGGGCUGGGCAGCUCCUUCGCCGUCUGCUACUCUGCCCUCCUGACCAAAACGAACUGCAUCGCCAGGAUAUUUGAUGGCGUCAAGAACGGUGCUCAGAGGCCCAAGUUCAUCAGCCCCAGCUCUCAGGUGUUCAUCUGCCUGAGUCUCAUCCUGGUGCAGGUGGUGGUGGUGUCCGUGUGGCUCAUCCUGGAGGCGCCGGGCACCAGGCGAUACACGCUGCCCGAGAAGAGAGAGACUGUCAUCCUGAAGUGCAACGUCAAGGACUCCAGUAUGUUAAUGUCCUUAACAUAUGAUGUCAUCCUCGUGGUUUUAUGCACUGUGUAUGCCUUCAAAACCAGGAAAUGUCCAGAGAACUUCAACGAAGCCAAGUUUAUCGGUUUCACAAUGUACACGACCUGCAUCAUUUGGCUGGCCUUUCUCCCCAUAUUUUAUGUGACAUCCAGUGACUACAGAGUGCAGACCACCACCAUGUGCAUCUCUGUGAGUCUCAGUGGCUUUGUUGUGCUGGGCUGCUUGUUUGCACCCAAAGUGCACAUCAUCUUGUUCCAGCCCCAGAAGAACGUGGUCACUCACAGGCUCCACCUCAACAGGUUCAGUGUCAGUGGGACUGGCACCACUUACUCCCAGUCAUCUGCCAGUAUGUACGUGCCAACCGUGUGCAACGGGAGGGAGGUUCUGGACUCCACCACCUCGUCUCUGUGAUUGUGGCUCGUGGUUCAGUUCUUGAGUUUUUAGACUGUUAGGAAAAACUUUGCACAUGUUGUGCACUCCAGAGAACACCAGAAAACAAAAGACAUCCAAGCAAAAUUAGUACCUUUUUUUAGAAACAGUGUAAUAAAUUAUUUUUGAGGAUUGUACAGUAUAUAGUGACGUUCUGGAACUUUUUAGACUGAUUUUAGCCCUUCUGUUGUUAACGGUUGUAAGGGACAUGUAAAUAACCAUGGUUCACAAUGUGCAUAGUCCUGCAGUAAGGGAGUGAUUGUUGCAAGCACAGUUGCAAUGUUAGGUGACUUCUUUCCUACGAAUUUUUUUUGUAGCUCCUUGUUGUAAUUAACUUAGACUGCAUUUCUAUGUUGUAUAUUACAGUUACCUUACGUGUAACAGAUUGGUUUUCUCAGCACAAAACAGCAGUAUUAAUGGAAAGGCGCCAAUAAUAAAAAGAUAAAAGUUUUUCAGCAUGGUUUCAUUUUUGUUUCUUACUCAAGGUCAUUACAUUUUUCUAGUGAGGAGGUUAGAUGAAAAGGAUAAAAAGUCUGGAGUGUGUAUACACAGGUAUUUGUGUGUUGGUUUGUGCCUGUGUGAUAAAUCCAUAUAACAAUAUAUGUGCUUAUGAUUAAUGCUUUUUCAAGGUCACAUAGAAAUUCCCCCUUCUUAAAACCCCCACCCCCACAUUAUUAAAGAAUCUAAAUUUAUUUUUCUGUUAUUGAAGUAU
Oenanthe melanoleuca is the source of this 4268-nucleotide messenger RNA. RefSeq names its product glutamate metabotropic receptor 3 (gene GRM3). The record is from RefSeq and is a predicted model, not a curated record. The transcript is spliced from 6 exons. Gene Ontology annotation, molecular function: group II metabotropic glutamate receptor activity. Lineage: Eukaryota; Metazoa; Chordata; Aves; Passeriformes; Muscicapidae. Gene Ontology annotation, cellular component: membrane. Gene Ontology annotation, biological process: G protein-coupled glutamate receptor signaling pathway; regulation of synaptic transmission, glutamatergic. The coding region runs from base 872 to 3538 and encodes 888 amino acids.